Molecule: messenger RNA, 2100 nt
Organism: Letharia columbiana
Lineage: Eukaryota; Fungi; Ascomycota; Lecanoromycetes; Lecanorales; Parmeliaceae
Exons: 2
Coding region: 1-2100 (699 amino acids)
Biological process (GO): endonucleolytic cleavage in ITS1 to separate SSU-rRNA from 5.8S rRNA and LSU-rRNA from tricistronic rRNA transcript (SSU-rRNA, 5.8S rRNA, LSU-rRNA); endonucleolytic cleavage to generate mature 5'-end of SSU-rRNA from (SSU-rRNA, 5.8S rRNA, LSU-rRNA); endonucleolytic cleavage in 5'-ETS of tricistronic rRNA transcript (SSU-rRNA, 5.8S rRNA, LSU-rRNA)
Cellular component (GO): 90S preribosome; nucleolus; preribosome, small subunit precursor
Molecular function (GO): RNA binding
Source: RefSeq, a predicted model, not a curated record
AUGCCGAAGGAGCACCGAAAACGAGGGCGACGGGAGGAAAAGAAGCGGAAGCGUGAGGAGGAGGAAGAAGACCAAUCCGCAACUUCCAAGCGGCAGAAGUCAGAGGACGCAGAAGCAGAGGUCGAGAUCAUAGUGGAUGGUGAUGAUGAAAAUAGACCACAAGAAGGCUACCCGGAAUAUGCUCCACGACCUGUGGAGAUCCCGUUCUACGGAUUACUGGAUGAAGAUGAGCAGGAAUACUUCAAGAGAGCGGAUUCUAUGCUAGAACUUAAUCAAUUCGCCGAUCCAGAGGAACGAAGUCUUUUCCUGGCCAAUGUCUACAAAGAGGCCAGUGGGAAGGAGCUCAAGAUCGCCAAUAGUCAGUCAUGCUCAAGGCUUAUGGAGCGAUUAAUUCUGCUAUCGACCCCGGAUCAGUUGAAGAAUCUGUUUCAGAAGUUCAGUGGACACUUCCUGCACCUUGUACAGCACAGAUUCGCUUCCCAUUGCUGCGAAGCAUUGUUUUUACAAGCAGCGCCAAUCGUCAAUCAAGAGCUGACCGCACCUCUGGAUCAGGGAAAGCAGAACCAGGGGAACAGGGACGUCUUCGUCUCUAUGGAGAACCUCUUCCUAUAUACACUGAACGAGUUGGAAGGCAAUAUGGGGUACUUGAUGAGUGACCAAUUCGCGUCGCAUCCACUGCGCAUCCUACUAGUCGUGCUCUCAGGUAUGCCGCUUACGGCUGUAAACACUUCCUCGGUGCUGCAGAGCAAAAAGAAGGAGCAUGUCUCUAUCACCAGUGCAAAAUCAAAGCCAACGGAGGAGAAGACAGAAGCACGAAUGGUACCAGAUUCCUUCCAUACCGCGUUGGAGAAGAUGAUGGCAGGAGCUGUGGCAGGUCUGGACACAACAUAUCUUCGGGCAUUAGCGACUCAUCCUAUCGCAAAUCCCGUUUUACAACUUCUGCUCGAGCUCGAACUCACAAGAUCCGGCAAGCAAAGCGCGAAAGACUCGAAGUCUCUAUUCCGGAAACUCGUUCCCGAUGAUGCGUUGGUGGAGGGUACCGAAAGUGCUUCUUUCAUUAAUAACCUUGUCUACGAUACUAUUGGCUCACGACUUCUGGAGGUAAUUGUAACAAAUGCACCAGGCAAGACGUUCAAAGCAUUAUACAAGAGCUCUUUUAAGGACAAAAUUGGGACAUUUGCGAAGAACGAGGUCGCUGCUUUUGUGGUCAUCAAGAUCAUCGAGCGCCUGAACAAGGAAGACUUGGUGACCGCUCUAAAUGAGAUUUGUCCUCAGAUUGACACGCUGAUCAAGCGCUCGCGUACAUCAGUUAUCAAGACAUUGAUAGAACGAUGCCGCGUACGACAACUAGAGGCACCAUCCAUCUCAACUGGCUUGAAGCAGGCUUACGGAGAGGGACCAUCCGACCGAUUGGUCAAGAUGCUCAGAGUGGGCACAGAGCGCGCAGAGGGCAUGGCAGAAGACCGCAGAAAACAGCUGGAUGCUAAGGACAGUGCCAAAGCUCAUGGAUCUCUACUGGCUCAAUGCAUGUUGGAGGCACCAGACCCACUGCGGGAACUUAUCUGCGAUGGGUUACUUGCUAUGGAGACGCGUGUUUUGAUCUCAGUUGCAAAAGAUCGAACAGCAUCUCGUGUCCUACAGACAGCUUUGGUCUGCCCCGAACAGGCACCAAAGUUCCGUCGACUGCUGAUACCACACUUCUAUGGCCACAUAGAGGACCUCGCAUUGGAUCCUGUUGCCUCCCACGUUAUUGACUCGAUUUGGGAAGCGACUGAUGGUCUCACAUUCAUCCGGGAAAGGAUUGCCAACGAGCUCGCGCAGCACGAGUCAGCCCUGCGAGCCUCGAUCUCUGGCAGAGCGGUAUGGAGGAACUGGAAGAUGGAUAUCUACAAUACAAGAAGAAAGGAGUGGCUGAACGAUGCAAAGGGCCAAAGCCAAGACCACAACCAAGCUGCCAAGACAAGUAUCGAGCUUGCCAGAGAGCGAUAUGCAGCGGGUACAAUGAGACAACAGCACAAGGUGGUGAAAGCAAGGACAGACAAUGGCACUGGCGCGAACAGCAUCCCUCAAGGAAGGGCUACCAUUCAGGGUAAAGCUUAG